CCUUCUAAUUUCAUGGAUCUGUAUGGAAUUUAUCGAAAAAGGUCCAAACUUUCAACGCUUUGUACCAGUGGUAUUGGAAUAUUAGCGACAAAAUUGAUCUUAACUGCCAAUGAAGUGAAGUUUAAUCAAUCUGAAGCAAUAUUUUUGACUGAAUCAAUUCCAUAUCUCCGAGAUUUAUUGAAUCCCAACGAUUAUGAUAAAUUUUUCAUUCGUCUCAUGAUUCUUCGAGGAAUCAAAGAAUCUAAAGUUGAUUAUCUUCUAAUGGCAAAUGAAGUUUUCGAAAAGUCUAACCUCAAAUUAGUGCAAGCGGCAAAUCAGACUGUCUAUAACUCUUCUAGUCUUAGAUCAAUGAUGAACAAGAUGAAUGAAAUAAUUUGGACACGUUAUUGGAUCAACAUCGACACGAGGAAAUUGUUGAACUAUUAGCAUCUAAAUCUGAGCUCUCUAGACAAGAAGAAGUGUACCUUUGUCGCGCCAUUCAGUCAUCAAAACAAUGGAAACGUGGAAUCGAAAUUAUUGCUAAAAGUAAACAAUUAACUGAUCGAUUGUUAAAAUUGUUACGAGCUUGUUUAAAGAAUGGAGAUAAACUAUCAAUUGAUCGAGAGUUGGCCAUUAAUUUGCUCAAAUUAGGAACUGAAGAUUACAAUGUAAUGGCCUGGACUUGUAUUCUACAAACAUUCAUAAAUGAAAUGCGAGAUGGUAAAUUAGACGAAGGAAAAAUCACUGGUUUGAUUGGUUCAGUUCACGAUUAUCUAGGAAUAAAGGAGCAUGUUGUCACUCAAAUGGCGAGUUUUUAUCCCUCGCACUUGAUUAUCUGAUUUUUCAAUGUAGCAGAAUCAAAGAGGGACUAAUUCUCAGCUGCCUUGGUUGUUUUUACAAACAAUUAAAAUGUAGCUUUCUAUCAGCUAAUCAUGAAUCGGGAGUUUCUCUACAUUGGAAGGACGUUCGUUCUAUUUACAAUUACUUCAUCCCUGAAACUUUACCAAAGUUUGAUAGUGAAAAAGAUAACUCUAUUGAUUUAAAUACUGAAGAGCUUCUACGCAAUUUACUUCCCUUGGUCCCUGACAAUUUAAAUCCUGAAAGAUUUUCUAAUUCCGUCAAAGAAUAUAUCGAUCAUGGAAAAUCAAUUGAGCCUACUACAAGUAUUCCAAAAAAUCAUGUUACUCGAGAUCUUUACUAUUAUUUAGCUGAUUAUCACUUGAAAAACGAGGAGUUGGAAAAAGCCAUCAAAUUUUAUAUUCUCGAUUUAACUUUAAAUCGAAGUCGAUUUGAUUCAUGGGUUGGUUGUGCUCUCGCAAUAACGAGGCAAAUUGAUCAAUAUUCUUCGACUAGUUGUCGAGAUUUCUACUCAUCUACUGAAGAAAUGUUGCUUUUAGGAGAAAAAGUAUUUCGGUGUUUCAAUGAAGCGAUUCGGCUUAAAGAUAAUAAUUCAAAGGUAUGGUUCGAAAAUGGGAAGUGUGCUUAUAACAUCGCGAGUUAUAUUUCUCGGAUCAUAAAAUUUGGACCAGUUUUGGAAAAUUCGAGAAAAGAAGCAAUGAAUCAACGGCGAAAGCAGUUCUUAGAUCAAGCUCGAGUUUGCUUCGAAUCAGCUAACAAAUUUGCUAAUGCUGAUGAAAUUUGGAUGAAUUAUUAUUUCUUAGGAAAAAUUGCUGAAAGAAGUAACAUCUUACAAACACUUCGAUAUUAUGAAUUAUCUAAGAUUCAUAUGCUCUCAACUCCAGCAAUACUAAGUUACCGUAAUAAUGUCAAUAAUAAGUGUUUUCGCGCCGAAAUUCACUAUCGUAUUCACGCUUGUGUCCUCAAGUAUAUUUAUAGGCACAAAACUCCGCCAGCAAAAAUAUUAUCACAGAUCAUGUUGUUUCUAAUUCGUGCUGAAAAAAGCUAUUACGUUGCCAAGUUUAAUCCAAGAGAUGAAACAGAUGAUGAAAUUAUGGAAGAUGCCAACGAAACGGUGACUGAUUUGGUUACUCUGGUCCAAGAUGAAAUCCUCGAAAGUGACAGUGAGAAACUAUUCACCAGAAUAGUACAAAUGUGCCUUGAAGAGUUUCUUCACAUUUUAGAAGAUUAUCAUCAGCAUUACAAAUCACUCUAUCGAAUUGCUCAUCAUUAUUUUCUGACUAAAGACUAUCGAUUCUCACAAAAGGUACUUACAAAAUCAUUUCAAUCUCCAAUUACUUCACAAGGGUCUACAUCAGAUGAGGAAAGUUCAACUGAUUCAGACUAUACGUUUGAAGGUCUUUUUGACUUGACUGUACCUUCGCGUCUAUUCCCUCUUCAAAGGACACCAAGUGGCAUAUUAAAGAGACCAGGAAAUUAUAUUACUCAUAUGCUUCGAUCGACUCAGUUAUUGAUUAAUGUAAACAAGAAUUUGGGUGAUUCUGAACAAUUGUUUAAAAUCGCGACGCUUUUGUGCAAAUCAACAUAUCAAGGUUAUCUUCUUGAAACCGAUCGUAUCAAUCUUGGAAAACAAGCAAUGAAACAUUGUUUAAACAUUUACGAACGUCAAAUUGCAAAAGCUAAAGGAAAUCGUAACAAUUUAGAUAAAAUUAAAGAUGAUGUAAGGAAAAUAUGUAAAAAAUUGAUUGAAUAUCGUAUCUAUAAACAACAGGCUCAACAAUUUCUCGAAAAACAUGUCGAAUGUAUAACAAUCGAUUAAUUGUAUUAAUCAAUGAUGUCGAUGAUCUGGAUUGUACCUACAA
Panonychus citri (citrus red mite) is the source of this 2699-nucleotide messenger RNA. RefSeq lists its product as uncharacterized. The record is from RefSeq and is a predicted model, not a curated record. Gene Ontology annotation, cellular component: nucleus. Gene Ontology annotation, biological process: chromatin organization. The coding region runs from base 1364 to 2656 and encodes 430 amino acids. The transcript is spliced from 3 exons. NCBI's taxonomy places the organism in Eukaryota, Metazoa, Arthropoda, Arachnida, Trombidiformes, Tetranychidae. Gene Ontology annotation, molecular function: nucleosome binding.